Gopherus evgoodei (Goodes thornscrub tortoise) is the source of this 814-nucleotide messenger RNA. RefSeq lists its product as uncharacterized. The coding region runs from base 21 to 533 and encodes 170 amino acids. Lineage: Eukaryota; Metazoa; Chordata; Testudines; Testudinidae. The record is from RefSeq and is a predicted model, not a curated record. The transcript is spliced from 12 exons.
CUUGCCAUCUCCCACAGAGCAUGCCAGACCAGAAACAACUCCGCAACAGAGUGAGUAAAGACGCAAAGAUGAAGGUGUUGUACGUGGCCACUUUCCUCAUCGGGCUCCUCUCCCUGGAGAGCACCAGAGCAGCUCCGUUGAAAAAAAACCAAUUCUGGUCAGUGGGCUCCGGUAGCAUAAAGACUGGCAACGUGGGCAACGACAGCUUUAAUGACAACAGCAAAAAUAACCUAUUCUCGGCAGUGGGCUCCUGUAGGAUAAAGAUCGGUAAUGUGGGUGAUGGCAGUUUUGACAACAACAAUAAAAACAACCAAUUCUGGUCAGUGGGCUCUGGUAGCGUACAGAUCGGAAAUGUGGGCAAUGGCAGAUUAAACGACAACAACCAAAACAAACAAUUCUGGGCUGUGUGCUCCGGUAGCGUAAACUCCGGCAACGUGAGCGAUGGCAUCUUUGACAUCAGCGUUGAUGGAAGACUGGGAGGAGGCAUGUCUGCUGAUGGAAGCCUUGCAGGCAAUGUGUCUACCCUGGAAUGAUUAAUUAAUAAGAGAGACGCUGAUGAAACCACAUUUGCUGAACACGGCGAGGAUGCCUGCCAUUACGCUUCCUGUGCUGCUGCCUCUCACCUCUCCUGACCAAUCAAAUGCCACGAGAAUCAUCAAUCGGACUGAUUGGGAUUCUAACGGAUUACUGUGCUGUUCAUUGAUUGUGGUGUCUCUCGAUGUAACAGAGGGCAAAGAGCUCUGUCCCUCUGUUGCCCUGGGGAAUGGCAAGAGCUUUGCAAAAAUACAAAUAAAUGGAACUGCACAAAAAACUU